AUGCCUUCUUUCGCGGCCACCCUUCCGCUGCUGGCCAGCCUGCUGGCCUUUGCCAACGGCCAGAACUUCCCACUCUCCCCCGUCGCCUCGGGCGGCCCCAAUCAAAACAUUCCCCCGACGCCUAAGCCAGAGCCCUCCGUUUUCUUGCUGACCCAAGUGCCCGCCACCCCCACCGUCACCGGCACAGGCACGACAGGCGGCCAGGACCAAGGGCGCUGCGACGAGGUAGCAGCACGCAUCACCCCGCAGCUCAUCCCGAAGCCCACCUACCCGCCCGCGCUGAAGCAGCAGGCCGACAAGCUGGGCGGCGUGCAGUUCGACACGUGCCACGAGGUGAACUUCACGGCCCGCGCCAAGGACAUCGACCAGGUCGAAUUGAACAAGUUCACGCAGGAGCGGUACAGAACGUUCAUCGUGCCCAUCUGGUCCAAGGUGCACGAGCUGUGGCAGGCCUGCGGGAACCGCACCAAGGACUUCAAGGCCGUCUCCGCCGAACCGUGUUACAAGUGGGCGCUCGAUCUCUCGGCGUCGUCAGGCACGGCCGGAGGGGUUGGUGAGUGGAAGAGGGCGCUGUUGAGGAUAAUUGAUGGCCGAUGGUGUUUUAGGAACAUGCUUUUGCCUGGUGGGGGAGUUCGAUGA
Messenger RNA from Thermothielavioides terrestris NRRL 8126, 639 nucleotides. RefSeq lists its product as uncharacterized. The record is from RefSeq and is a predicted model, not a curated record. NCBI's taxonomy places the organism in Eukaryota, Fungi, Ascomycota, Sordariomycetes, Sordariales, Chaetomiaceae. The coding region runs from base 1 to 639 and encodes 212 amino acids. The transcript is spliced from 4 exons.